CGUUCUCCGGGAGCGUAGGUCUAGUGUGACGUCACGGUAGCCUAGUUGGGUUAGGUUUUACGCUGGAAAUUCUAACGAAAAAUUUUUUGUUUGACGAUUAAUGUUUUCCCCAUUGUAUCUGCUGCAUCGAGCGACGUGAAGAGCUGAAGCAGUGGCGAGCAGUAAUCGUAUUUCGUAAACCGUUCGAUCGCGAAACUUCGCGCUAUCGGCGUAUAUGAGAUUUUAAACGGAAAAUGAAUCGACAUGACGGGGUAAGUUGUGACGCCUGCUUAAAGGGGAAUUUUCGGGGUCGCAGAUACAAGUGCCUCGUGUGCUACGAUUAUGACUUGUGUGCCAACUGUUACGAAGGAGGUGCCAAUACUACACGUCACCAUAGUGAUCAUCCUAUGCAGUGUAUACUUACUAGAUCUGAGUUCGAAUUAUAUUAUGGUGGAGAGGCAGUAAGUGUAGAACAGGCACAAUCCUUAACUUGUCCUUAUUGUGCAAGAAUGGGUUUCACUGAGGCUAUACUACAAGAACAUGUUGCUGCAGAUCAUUCAGACACUUCUUUUGAAGUUGUCUGUCCAUUAUGUGCGUCUGUCCCAGGGGGAGAUGCUAAUAACGUGACUGAUGAUUUUGCGGGCCAUUUAAGUUUGGAGCAUCGUAGUGGACCAAGAGACCUGAUCUCUUUUCUAGAUGAACCAACUUCGAGUAGAUAUAAUAGUAGUAGACGGAUAACACAUUCGUCCAGAGUUGCUGGUGGUGGGGCUCGACCUCGCAGGUCCAAUAUGCAUUUCAGUUCGUCUGGAGGAUUGAGUCCGAGUAGUCGAGAAGGUAUAGAUCCAAUUGCAGAAUUACUUUCUCAAUUAUCCGGUGUUCGUAGAAGUGGAGGUGGAACUGGUCAGUGUUCAUCAGCACCGUCACAACAAUUACAACAUUUGCAAAUGCAGCUACAGUUGGAGCGACAACAAGUUAGAGCUGCUAGACAACAAUUGGAGCGGUUACCUAGGAGGCAGACUCAGGUACUUGGUUCUGCAAGUUGCGGAGGCAUUAUUAGUGGAAGUGGUCAUUCUACUACUAUGACCAGCGUGGUAGCAAGUAGUACGAGUAGUAACAAUAAUACAACUAAUGUGGCGAACCCGUCCGGUGUAUCAUCUACCAAUUCACAGAACUAUAUGUUUCUGUUGCCAAAAUGUAUUACCAGUUCCCUUUCCGACUCGCAGUUGCAAAAUAUCGAACGUGAAAGUGCGAAUCGAAGUCUCUUUACGCGUGAACUUAUUCUUGGAACGCUUUCUCAAACAUUGCCGGAGUUAACACAGCAGGAGUCCGUAGCGGAAACGUCAUUAUCAAGUGCAACUGCUCUCGCGGCAAGCCCCGAAACAUCGACCGCUAACACUUCCACAGUUUCUACCAAGAAAUCAAACGUGACUCAAGAAGCGAAAAGGGAUCAAACGAUGAGUAAACACGUGACGCAAACGUCUACGCAACAAUCGCAUACUGCUCAGACUACUACGAGUACUAUCGCUGAGAACGUGGGGUCAGGUCUCCAGAGUCAAGGAUCGCCCCCGAAUUCUAAUAACCUCGCGUCGUUAAACGCUACACCCACUACACCUAUGGUUCAAACGCUGAUGCAUAGUGUGUUACCCCAGUCAUUGGUACUGCAGCAAUCACUAUCGCACCAAUUAGUAGAACCAAUUAGAGAAACUAUCAGAGAACCGAUAGUUACUCCAACACCAGCGUACCUUAGAGGUGGGGUUGGCGUAACAGGUCCUUCACGUAGGAAGCCGGUUAGGGCUGUAGAUGGCAGAAACCAGUCUACGGAACCUCCGCCCCCACACUAACCCUUCCUUAGCCCGUACCCACUCACCCUGAUUCCUCACAGGACCCUCUAGCACUAGUCCUAGCACUGUUUAGAACACCUCAUCAUUAUUGUUAUUAUUAUAAUAUUAUAUAUUAAUAAUUAUUCGAAUGCCCUCUCCUCCUCACCCUCCCUAUCUUAUCACUUUUCAAAAAAGCAAAAGCAAAAAAAGCAAAAACAACUCUAAUCUCGCCAAUCUUUUGUCGUUACGUGACAUGGAACAAGGGCAAGGGCUGAUUCGCCGACACAUGCAAAUAAUGUAAAUAACACUUCUUGCAGUCAUUACACACUCCUCAGUGAGUCUUGCCACGUUCUACGUCGAUUUAUUAUAUUCACAACAUUAUUACUUGAUCGAGGACAGAGACUGGCAGGUAAAAAAAUAACACAAUUAUAUUAACGUUUCAUGUUUGGUGGCUAUAUGGGUUUGUUAGAACAGUUAGAUAAAAGAAAACCAAUACUCAAUCUUGUUUAACGCAGCAAAUCAUCGGAAUGUAGAGGACUUAAUAAUGCAUAAGACGCACUGCCCGUCGUACGCGCCAGUUUAAUUUCAACUGGCCAACUAUUUGUUUUUUGGUUCGUUUGAUAUACUUUUCUUUUUUUUUUAAAUUAACUAUUAACGUCUUAUAUAUAUCGUUGAAAUUUGUUUUAUGGGAAGAGAUUUGUAAAUUUAGCUGGGUUGAUCCGCCUGCAGAGAUCUUAAUCGUCGGACAAAUUAUUUUAUGGCAAGAGCUAACUGACGUUAUUUCUUUUAAACGUACAUCUAUAUAUCUUUUUGUGAAAUUUUUGAAGUGCAUUGAUCUUUCGUGGGGUAGAGAAAACUUUUUAAGCAGGCAACCGUGCGCGAAUUGAAUGAAUUUUAAAAAGAUAUUUUCUUUCAGCAUCAAUUGCAAAAAUUCAGUUGGCGGGCCAUCCCUUGAUAUGUCGCAAAUUACUAUUCAGGAAUCAGUCUAGUAAAAUGGAGAGAUUAGGCUGAGCGUUAACAAACAAUUAAUCAAAUUAUUUUGCUAUCAAGGUUGGUCGUAUUUAUUUCAAAUGUUUGUUUUUGAGAUUUUUUAUUGUUGUUGUUUUGAAUUUUUUCACGCAUCAUGUUUUAAAACAAUCGUGCGGACAUGUUUUCGUUUUUAAUCAAUCAUAUACGGAUCUAAUCGCUCCAUUUUACAUUGUGAAAUGAAAUCAAGUGUUUAUACGUGUGUUUGUUUUCUUUUCCGUACUAGAGGCUUUACUGAUUCGGUACAUAUAUAAGAAUUGUAAGAAGAAAAUUGCGAAUCUUUGUAAUUUCAUUUCAUCAAAUUGAAGCCUUGCAAUAUAAGUACUUUUCAAUUCAAUAAUUAUUCGCAGAGAGAUAAUGCAUCGAAGUGCGUGUGACGCACAGAAAUGUCCAAUAGAGAAUUCUACUGGAGGUACUAUUCGACAGCUCGUAAAAACGAGCAGUAUUUAAUUCAUCUUUAAUUAUCCUUAAAUCUUCCCUUAUCUUUUAUUCUGCUUUUUGUUUCCUAGAUUUCCCGGUUAUCAUUCACGUAGAUUUCGUACUGUAAUUAAUUUUCCUUGUAUUACUUUCUAAUCUUAUGUUACUCGAUUUGUGGGUGUAUCUGCAAGAUGUGGAUGAAUACGAAGUAAAAGUUAUACAUAUAUACAUAUAAAUUUGUAAAAAAAUUAUACAAAAUAUGUAGCGCGUGUAAUUUUUCAUUUUCUUUUUUUUCUCUCGCGUGUUUCUGGCAUUAUUGAAAGUAAACUCGAAAUCGAAUUACGAUUAACCAAAGGUGUUUAGAGUGAUUACGCACUUCGUACUUUCGUUCAGCGGUGAAGUUACGAGCCCCUCUCGCUUCCCAAUCUGCUACGCGCACCUAUUUUUCAAUACUUCCGAUGAACCAUUCGCGGUCUUGUAUUUUGUGACGCGUGAACUGGGGAAUAUCGAAGCAACGAUGUAAAGAAGAAAAGUAUACUAAUUGCCUUAACGCGAAACCAAGAAGGGAAGAGAACGAGCAUUUCGCGGAAUGCGUGAUUAAUCGGAAACCUUGCAUGUGGUACUUCAAAUAAAUGAUAAUGCUUUAUACUUACUUACUUACCUAAACCGAAUAAAAUAUGUGCAUAUCCGAGAGAGGAAGAUCCUGAGAAAGAAUUUCGUGCACGUACCUCGACGACUGAUAAGCUAAUAGUUAUUUUUCAAAUUUUACACGAAUUCGUAAGCGUACAAUACCAGAACGAAGCAAGACUCCGAGUCUCCCGUCUAAUACAGAAAUCCAAAUAAUAUAAUGGAAGGAAAGGAAGAAACGGUUUGCUAUGUAUCAACAAAUAACUUCAUAUAAACUAAAAAUUUCAAUCCCGUGUUUUUUUUUUUUUCGAGCUUAUGUCACAUACGUUCCCCUUGUUUCCACGUCACUUAUUAUGAAAUCUUCGAUUUUUACUAUCUACUUUAUUAUUUUUAUUAUCUUGAACAUGAUGUAACAAGGAAAUGUCUCAUACGUAUCCUUCUCUGGAGGGUCUCGAAUACUGCUAUAUUUUUAUUAUUACAAUUUUUCUCAUUUUCACCAUGAAAUUUCAACUUAAUCUUAACGGACAGCUUUUUAUAUUAUAUAAAUAUAUAUUUAUAUUCGUAAGAGUUAAAGGUGCCUCGGAGUAUCGUCGUUACGUUCCUUUUAUUGAAAUAACGUAAAUUUCUAAUGGUUUCUCUAAAGCAAAAAUUGAGAUCUCAAUUAUUAUUAUUGUCAUAUCGACGAUUCUCCCUGGAUGUCUGUUGUUGGAAAAUCAAAAGACAAAAUUGUUCUUGUGAAAAAUCUUGGACAGCUGAAUUAUUUUUAUCUGUUAUCGCUGUGCAUUAGAAACGAAAAAUUUUCGACGGGUUACCGUAAGACAGAAAUACGAAUAGUAAGUUUAACAACGAAUUUCACAGAUAUCAGUAAACGAAGGCGAAUGUUAA
Ceratina calcarata is the source of this 4754-nucleotide messenger RNA. RefSeq names its product E3 ubiquitin-protein ligase KCMF1. Gene Ontology annotation, cellular component: plasma membrane. Gene Ontology annotation, molecular function: zinc ion binding. Bases 234 to 1820 code for a protein of 528 amino acids. The record is from RefSeq and is a predicted model, not a curated record. The transcript is spliced from 8 exons. Lineage: Eukaryota; Metazoa; Arthropoda; Insecta; Hymenoptera; Apidae. Gene Ontology annotation, biological process: synaptic signaling.